AUGACCUUUCAAUCAUUUUGGGACAGUUUUGAUAGUGCUAUCCAUUCAAACCAAGUAUUAAAUGACAUUUCUAAAUUCAAUUACCUCAAAAGUCUCUUAGAAGGAAAUGCGAGUCUUUCAAUCCAAGGUUUAGCCAUAACAGGUGAAAAUUAUAGAACUGCAAUUAAAAUUCUUAAAGAAAGAUUUGGAGACGAACAAGUGAUAAUAAGCGCUCACAUGGAUGCUCUUCUCAACUUUCAACCUACUCAAAGUAAUAAAGUCUCUGAAAUCCGAACAAUCUUCGACUUAGUCGAAAUUUAUACUAAAAACUUAGAACUCUUAAAUGUUAACUCAGAGGAUUUUGGUCCAGUACUUGUAUCAGUAAUAAUGAGUAAAUUGCCUAAAGACUUCAAACUCGACAUUACACGAAAGAUGCCUCAAGGAAAGUGGAAAAUAAUAGACCUUAUGAACUGCUUCAGAGAGGAACUUAUAGCUCGUGAGCGUUGUAUAUCUAUGGAAAAAGGAAUGAGUAACUUAGACAUAAAUCAAGAUCAUUUUUCAAAAUACAUAUCAACAUUGCACUCUCAACAAAAACAUGUAAAACCAAGAGACUGGCAACCCAAAUCAGUUAAGCUCAUUUCUUGUUCAUUUUGUAAAGGUAAGCAUCCAAGUAAUCGGUGUAAUGUUGUUACAGAUUGUAAUGGUAAGCAUCAUAUUUCAAUUUGUGAUAAAAAAAACAAUGCUGGAGCUUAUGUAAACUCAAAUUCAGAUAAAACCAUACCAGACACCUCAGUCAAUGUUGUUGGUUGUCAAGAUAAUAUUCUCCUACAAACUGCAAAAGCUGAAAUAUCAGACACAAGCAACUCAAUAAAAAAAACUAAAAUUGUUGCAAGAGUGUUAUUUGAUAAUUGCUCUCAAAAGUCCUUUGCGACAUCUGAUGUAAGAAAGAAGUUGAAUCUAAAAACUAUUCGAAACGAAAUUCUAAAUGUAAAAGUGUUUGGAGAAAGCUGUGAAAAGCCUCGAAAAUUUGACCUUGCCAGUAUUAAAAUUAAAAACAUCCAAACCAAUCAUUAUUCUACAAUCGAAGCAUAUGUUACACCAAUCAUAUGCUCUCCUAUUAUCAAUCAACGAAUCGACCUUGCAAAAUUGCAGCACACAGAAUUAGCCAAUAUACCGAUAGGUGACGAUUUAAAAGAUGGAAAAGAAAUUGACAUAUUAAUAGCAUCUGUUCUUCAUACAUCUUCUGAACCAAUCUUAGUUAAUUCUGACGAUCUCGGCAGUCUUGGUAAAUUCUGGGAAUUAGAAGAUAUUAAUGAAAUAAACACAACCUUUGACUUAAAAAAUUUCUAUGACAAAAUCCAGUUUAAUGGUAAGAGAUAUUCCGUACCUUGGAAACAAGAACGCAAACAGAUUCCAGAUAAUUAUGAGAAAAGCAAACUCAGAUUGCUAUCAACUUACAAUCGUCUCAAGAAAAAUCUAAACUUAUUGCAACAGUACAAUGAGAUUAUACGUCAGCAAGAACAUGAAGGAAUUAUAGAAAGAAUCCCCGAUUUUCCACCACUCGUAGGACAAGUCCAUUAUCUUCCGCAUCACGCAGUAAUCAAAGAGGAAAAGUCUACCACAAAAUUACGAAUUGUCUUUGAUGCAUCGUCAAAUAGUCCUUCAUUAAACGAUUGUUUGGAAAAGGGUCCUUGCCUGCUUCCCAUGUUAAUUGAUAUUCUUAUAAGAUUUGGGACUUACAAAAUAGCAGUAGCUAGUGAUAUCGAAAAAGCAUUUCUCAACAUUGCUGUAAACAAAAAUGAUCGUGACUUUUUGAGAUUCUUGUGGUUCGACAAUGUAAACAACAGCAAUCCAAAAGUUAUUUCUUAUCGCUAUACUAGAGUACUAUUUGGUAUAAACUCGUCACAAUUCUUAUUAUUAGUAUCUAUCAUGAAACAUUUAUAUCAAUACAAACAUUGCGAUCCAGAAUUUGUGAACAAUUUCUUAAUAAAUUUAUAUCUUGACGAUAGCAUUGCAGGAGGAGAUACAUCAAAUGAGGGACUCGAAUUUUGCCUCAAAGCAAAAUCACGUCUAAAGACAGCAGGGUUAAACCUUAGAAAAUGGCGUUCAAAUAACAGUCGCCUUAUAUCAAAUAUAUCAUCUUUCAAUCCACAAGAUCACCCAAGUGCGGAAAGUAAAAUCCUAGGCAUCACAUUGGACACUGGUCAUGACAAAUUGUCAAUUAAACUAACUAAACAAUAUGAAGCUGGAACAAAUAAAAGAGUCACAAAGAGAAAUGUUCUAAAAAUUAUUGCAUCUAUAUAUGACCCGAUCGGAAUCAUUUCUUCCUUAAUUUUACCACUGAAGCUCAUUUUUCAAAAAAUAUGCACUACAAUAAAAGAUUGGGACAAGGAGCUAAAUGACGAGUUAAAAAAUGAGUGGAAUCAGUUAAUGAAGUUAUUAUCUUGUAAUCUUGUGUAUGAGUGGCAUCGCUAUUUCUUUAAAGAACAUUUAAUAAAAAACUUAACUAACAUAACUAUACAUGGCUUUUGUGAUGCCAGCAAAAGUGCAUACGCAGCUGUAGUUUUUAUAACUGCCCAAACUCCUGAUAAACAGAUUCUAGGUAGACUUAUUGCCAGCAAAACAAAGAUCUCUCCGCUAAAACCUAUAUCCAUUCCUAAAUUGGAACUGUCUUCUUGUCUACUGCUAUCUUCACUUAUGGCAUGUGUAAUUGAGUCUUUAAAUAGUACCCUUAAAAUAGAGAAUAUUUACUGUUGGAGCGAUGCAAUGGAUGCUUUAUGCUGGAUAAAGAAUAGUCUGCAAACAGAAACCAAUUCAUUACAAAUAGAAUAA
This is a messenger RNA of Hydra vulgaris (swiftwater hydra), 2811 nucleotides long. Lineage: Eukaryota; Metazoa; Cnidaria; Hydrozoa; Anthoathecata; Hydridae. The record is from RefSeq and is a predicted model, not a curated record.